AUGUUCAAAAAAACGUUUGUAGCGCUUGCUAAAAGCAGCUCCAAGGCGCUUCCGCCGGUGAAACUUGGCUACAAAAACAUGCUCAAAGACCCAUCCAUCAAAUACAAGCCCUUCCCAGCGGUAAAUCUGCCCAACAGAAAAUGGCCCGAUCAACGAAUCACAAAAGCUCCACGUUGGCUGUCAACGGAUCUCAGAGACGGAAACCAGGCUCUCCCGGAUCCCAUGUCGGUGGAACAGAAAAAGGAGUACUUUCACAAACUUUUAGAAAUCGGAUUCAAGGAAAUCGAAGUGUCGUUCCCCUCCGCUUCGCAGACCGAUUUCGAUUUCACCCGCUAUGCGGUUGAACACGCCCCAGAAGAUGUCAGCAUCCAGUGUCUAGUGCAGUCGCGUGAACAUCUCAUCAAGAGAACCGUCGAGGCACUCUCUGGAGCUCCAAAAGCUACUAUUCACGUUUAUCUAGCCACCAGUGACAUGUUCCGCGAAAUUGUCUUCAACAUGUCCCAGGAGGAAGCCGUGGCCAAAGCCGUGGAAGCCACCAAGCUCGUACGCAAACUUACCAAGGACGACCCUGCACAACAGGCUACCCAAUGGACGUACCAGUUUUCUCCAGAAACUUUCAGUGACACAGAUCCCGCCUUUGCUGUGGAAGUCUGCGAAGCUGUAAAGGCUGCUUGGGAACCAACGGUCGAAAACCCAAUCAUUUUUAACCUUCCUGCUACUGUGGAAAUGGCUUCUCCUAACAACUACGCCGAUCAAAUCGAAUAUUUCUCAACUCACAUUUCCGAGCGUGAGAAGGUCUGUAUCUCUACUCAUGCACACAACGACCGUGGCUGCGGUGUUGCCGCCUCAGAGCUAGGUGUCAUGGCAGGUGCCGACCGUGUUGAAGGCUGUCUAUUUGGUAACGGUGAACGUACUGGUAAUGUUGACUUGGUUACUGUGGCUUUGAACAUGUACACCCAAGGUGUCAACCCAGAAUUGGACUUUUCGGACUUGAACUCGGUUGUCGAAGUUGUGGAACGUUGCAACAAGAUUCCAAUUUCUCAAAGAGCUCCAUACGGUGGUGACUUGGUUGUUUGUGCGUUCUCCGGCUCUCACCAGGAUGCUAUCAAAAAGGGUUUUGCUCUACAGGAAAAGAGACGUGCCAACGGUGACGAAGAAUGGAAGAUUCCUUACCUACCUUUGGAUCCAAAGGAUAUCGGCAGAGAUUACGAAGCCGUCAUCAGAGUCAACUCGCAAUCUGGUAAGGGUGGUGCUGCCUGGGUUAUUCUCAGAUCCCUCGGACUUGACCUACCAAGAAAUAUGCAGAUCGAAUUUUCCACUUUGGUGCAAACCAAAGCCGACUCUCUAGGAAGAGAACUAAAGGGCCAAGAAAUCACAGACCUCUUCAAGAAUACCUACAACUACAGCGGCACGAUUGGAGAAGUCACUCUUGUCGAUUACGAAGUUACGAAGUUGGACAAAGAACGCAGAGUCUUGAACGGACAAGUGCAAAUCAAGGGUAACAUCUACGACAUUCAAGGAUCUGGUAACGGUCCAAUUUCGUCUCUUGUGGAUGCCAUGUCGAACCUCUUCAACCUUAGAUUCAGUGUUUCCAACUACACAGAGCACUCUUUGGGAUCCGGCUCUUCCACCCAAGCUGCUUCGUUCAUCCACCUCAUGUACAGACGUGAGGUCGACAACGAAAACGCCUACAAAUGGGGUGUGGGUGUCUCUGAGGAUGUUGGCGAUGCUUCCAUAAAGGCUAUUCUCUCCGUCAUCAACACCAUCGUCCAAUCAGGCGAUGUGGCUUUGCCAGAACCUGCAUCUAAGGCCUCUUCUGCUUCCGCUUAG
Molecule: messenger RNA, 1830 nt
Organism: Lachancea sp. 'fantastica'
Lineage: Eukaryota; Fungi; Ascomycota; Saccharomycetes; Saccharomycetales; Saccharomycetaceae
Source: the annotation of a GenBank genome assembly